CCCCGCCAGUCAGAAACCAGAGUGAGAGACAAGAGGCCACCGUGUCCACAGAGGUGAUCUCAAAGUCCUGCAGAGGUGGCCGCCGGGCCCGGAGGGAUUAUAUGUUUAUUUAUUUUCUGAGUCGUUGCGUUUUCAUGUGGAUUAAUCUCCUGGCAUAGAGCACUCUUAACUGUGGAUUUGCGAGAAUACAAUGGUGGCUUAUGACGAGCUGGGCAGCUUGGUCCCCAUCAAACGGACCCUCCAAGUGAUAGACUACCAGAACCAAGCAAAUAAAGAAACUGAGGAGCCCAGUAACAAGCGCGUGCGACCGCUGGGCAGGGUGACGUCGCUCGCCAACCUCAUCUCUCCCGUGAGGAGCGGGGCCGUCAGGCGUUUCGGCCAGACCAUCCAGUCCAUCUCCUUCCGGGGCGAUGGCAAGUCGCCGGGCGUGCCCCAGAAGGGCUGCAGCAGGGCGGCGGUGCCCACGCCGCCCAAGAGGAGGAACAGCACGCUCUGGUCCGAGACCCUGGACGUCCGGCAGAAGGGCACCUUCUCCACCAAGGAGAUCAAGAGACAGGAGGCCAUAUUUGAGCUGUCCCGGGGAGAACAGGAUUUGAUCGAGGACCUCCAGCUAGCACGCAAGGCGUACCACGACCCCAUGCUGAAGCUGUCAAUCAUGUCGGAGGAGGAGCUGACACACAUAUUUGGGGAUCUGGACGCCUACAUCCCGCUGCACGAAGAUCUACUGGCGCAGCUCGCAAAAGCAACGGGGCCAGACGGCACUGUGGGACAAAUCGGUCAGAUCGUCGUCAGCUGGCUGCCCGGCCUGAACGCGUACCGCGACUACUGCAGCAACCAGCUGGCGGCCAAGGCCCUGCUGGACCAGAAGAAGCAGGACCGGCGCGUGCAGGACUUCCUGCAGCGCUGCCUGGAGUCGCCCUUCAGCCGCAAGCUGGACCUGUGGAGCUUCCUGGACAUCCCGCGCUCGCGGCUGGUCAAGUACCCGCUGCUGCUCAAGGAGAUCCUGCGGCACACGCCGGCCGAGCACGCCGACGUGCCCGACCUGGAGCGCGCGAUCGCCAUCAUCCAGGGCGUCCUGUCGGACAUCAACAUGAAGAAGGGCGAGUCCGAGUGCCAGUACUACAUGGACAAGCUGGAGUACCUGGAGGAGCGGCAGAGGGACGCGCGCAUCGAGCGCAGCAAGGCCCUGCUGUGCCACGGCGAGCUGCGCAACAAGAGCGGCACGAAGCUGCACGUGUUCCUUUUCACGGAAGUGUUGGUCAUGACCCGCCCCGUGACCCGAAACGAGCGCCACUGUUUCCAAGUGUACCGGCAGCCCAUCCCGGUCCAGGAGCUGGUUCUGGAGGACCUGCCGGACGGAGAGGUGCGAAUGGGCGGGUCCUUCAGGGGAGCCUUCAGCAACGCCGACAAAGCGAAGAACAUCUUCCGCGUGCGUUUCCAGGAUGCGUCCCAGGGCCAGGCGCAUACGCUACAGGGCAACGACGUCUUCCACAAGCAGCAGUGGCUCAACUGCCUGCGCGGCGCCAUGUCCGCCGUGCAGCCCGCCCAGCAGGGGGCGCCAGCAGGGGACCCCGAGCCCGCCAGCCCCGACGCCGAGAGCCGCCACAAGCGCCACUCCUCCGGCGCCUCCGCCAUCGUCCACAUGGAGGAGGCCGACGAGAACUGUCCCCAGACCGCCGACUCCGCCCCCGGCUCGCCCCAGGGGGAGGAGCCAGGCGCACAGACUGCGGCGGUGGCCGCCGACAGGUCGCCCCCGUCGUCCCCUACCACGCCCCCCGCCACCUCUCCGUCCCCCCCUCGCAAAACCAAAAAGGAGAAGAAGUCUCGCUGUUCGCUGGGGAAGAGGAAGGAGACCAUGGUGUGAGAGUGGGCUACUGGUGGACAUUUAAGUGUACAUAUAUAUACAUAUAUAUAUAUAUUUGUGUUUGUGUUUCUACAGCAGUGUUUCGUGUUACUGUCCUCAAUGGCAGCUACUUCACUCCGAUAAGGAGGCCCAGUCUGAUCUGUGCAGGCAGUGUUGCGGAGGGGUGUGCGUGUGCUCGCUACCCAAGGGAUCUAUUACACACGCACAUCCGGUACUGUUUACUCUCAGUCUGGCGUUAAUGCAUUAUUGUUAUUUUAUUCACUUUUUUUUUUUUCAUUUUUUUAUACCCUUAUAGAAAGUGACUAGCUCUUUUAUUUGUAUUAAAAUCAGCACUGUUUUAUCUUUUAGAAGUAUUUAAAAUCGUGGAAUGUUAGGAGUUUUUAGAACAGUGUCAACAGACAAUUGAAGAAUUAAGCGUCCCAAAAAAAAUAAAUUGUAAAGUCAUAUUAGUAGUAAAGGCGAGUCUUAUUUUGUACAUUCCUCAACAUUUUUUGAAUCCAGACAGUCACUCACCUCACACCCCAAAGAAUUUUCAGUGGCAUUAAAUUAAAUCCAAAUUUUAGUUUUCUACGAAAGAGAAAAUCAACAUUAUAUAAACAUAAGUAAUGUUUAAUUUUUGUUUUUACUCAUGUAAAAUACACACUGAGCCAUGUUGGCUUCAAGCUGACUCUGAGGUAAUGGAUCGUUUUUACUUGUCAAUGUAGCAUCUUGCAUGAGACUUUUGUUGAUACCGCGAAUGCACCUGUGGGGUGAUCUGUGGGGUUACCGAGGGCAACCGAGGCCGUGUAAAUACGCCAGAGACGGAGGAACUUGUAUGUAGCAUCAGAGGGUCUGAGUAUGUGUGAAAGAUGGAAGUGAAAGACGGAAGUAUUGAACAGAAGGGAAGGGUUUCGAUGCAAGGUAGUACCACUGUGGGAGACGCAGAGGACCUUGCUCAAACAUUGGAUGAGGCACUGAAAAGCCAGUGAGAUUUAAAGGGAAAUUGCAUGUAGGGAAGGGGGAGAAACGUGUUAGAAAGCGCUCGUAUGUGGAGAAUUGAGGACUUUAAGGACUUUAGAAUGACUUGUGAAAGACUGCAAAGAACGUAAUGUUCAUUGUUGCCAGUAGGUGUGUGGUGUAAAAAUAUCAAUAAAGAUCCGUGUAAGAUUUGCAUCU
Anguilla anguilla (European eel) is the source of this 3019-nucleotide messenger RNA. It is a transcript of the gene net1, whose product is annotated as neuroepithelial cell transforming 1. The record is from RefSeq and is a predicted model, not a curated record. Gene Ontology annotation, molecular function: guanyl-nucleotide exchange factor activity. Bases 191 to 1864 code for a protein of 557 amino acids. Gene Ontology annotation, biological process: intracellular signal transduction; positive regulation of Rho protein signal transduction. The transcript has 10 exons. Lineage: Eukaryota; Metazoa; Chordata; Actinopteri; Anguilliformes; Anguillidae.